Penicillium nucicola is the source of this 2190-nucleotide messenger RNA. RefSeq names its product alpha,alpha-trehalase. NCBI's taxonomy places the organism in Eukaryota, Fungi, Ascomycota, Eurotiomycetes, Eurotiales, Aspergillaceae. Gene Ontology annotation, biological process: trehalose catabolic process. The record is from RefSeq and is a predicted model, not a curated record. Gene Ontology annotation, cellular component: cytoplasm. The coding region runs from base 1 to 2190 and encodes 729 amino acids. The transcript is spliced from 5 exons. Gene Ontology annotation, molecular function: alpha,alpha-trehalase activity; calcium ion binding.
AUGAGCUCGCCAGAGGACCGCCCCCGGACUGGCUCCGUUGACCCUUUUGCCAACCCGGAUGUUUAUUACGGAAAGGAAGACCAAGUCGAUCGUUUCAAGUCCCGCAGACGUGCUUUCUCUGCUAGCUUGAACAAUUAUACUCGUGACGAUAUUAAUCAAUUCUUUGGCAAUAUUCCCUCGCGGCGAGGUAGUCACGAUGAGGCGUCGGGACAGCCUAGAAAAUUCCUUAUUAAUGUGGAGGAGACGCUCGAGGCAUUGCUGAAGCAGGAGGAUACAGACAGCAAUAUGCAGAUCACAAUUGAGGACUUGGGACCUAAGGUACUCUCCGUCGGAACUGCGGCAUCAUCCGGAUACAAUCGAGUUGAUGUGCGAGGCACAUACAUGCUCUCCAACCUUCUACAAGAGCUUACAAUUGCUAAAGACUACGGUCGGAAGCGUCUCAUUCUGGACGAAGCACGUCUCAGCGAGAACCCAGUCUCACGGCUCUCGCGUAUGAUUAAGAACUCUUUCUGGGAUGCGCUUACUCGACGGAUCGAUGGUCAUAACAUUGAAGUAGCUGGCAAGGAUCCGAAGGACUGGACUUCGGAUCCUCGUCCUCGGGUCUAUGUCCCGCCAGGUGCUCCAGAACAAUUCGAAUAUUAUCAAAACAUUGCCAAGAAUCACCCCGAGCUACGUCUCGAUGUCCAGCUCCUACCUGCUGAGAUCACCCCAGACUAUGUGAUGAAACUCAAUGACAAGCCCGGCCUCUUGGCGCUGGCUAUGGAGAAAAAGUUGAACGAAUCAACUAUGAAGGAAGAGCUUGUGGGCGUGCCGUUCGUUGUGCCAGGUGGUCGGUUUAACGAGCUUUACAACUGGGAUAGUUAUAUGAUGGCUUUGGGACUGCUUUCUAAUGAUCGUGUUGAUCUUGCCAAGGGAAUGGUAGUCAACUUCUGCUUCGAGAUCAAACACUAUGGAAAGAUCCUGAACGCCAACCGAUCUUACUACCUGACUCGUUCACAACCUCCAUUCUUAACAGACAUGGCCUUGCGCGUGUAUGAGAGAAUCAAAACGGAGCCCGACUCGAAGGAAUUCCUGCGCAACUCCGUUCUUGCCGGUAUUAAGGACUACAACAGCGUCUGGGUUUCCGCGCCUCGCUUGGACCCCGAAAGCGGUCUUUCACGCUAUCGCCCUGAAGGCUGGGGAGUGCCACCAGAGACCGAGCCAUCUCACUUCUUGCACAUCCUUGAACCCUAUGCUGAGAAACACGGCAUGACAUUUGAAGCAUUUGUCAGGGCAUACAACCACAGAGAAAUUGUGGAGCCCGAGUUGGACGAGUACUUCUUGCAUGACCGAGCGGUCCGUGAGUCCGGCCACGACACCAGCUACAGACUCGAGGGUGUAUGCGCCAAUCUUGCGACAGUCGACCUCAACUCUCUCCUGUACAAAUACGAAGUGGAUAUUGCGCGUAUCAUCCGUGUUCACUUCAACGACCGACUCGAAAUUCCCCACGAAUUCCGCACACCCCUCACAAGAGACAUCGAAUUCGAGACUUCCGCAGUAUGGGAUAGGCGUGCACGCAAGCGCAAGGCGCGUAUGGAUCAACUCUGCUGGGAUGCUGAAAAGGGCAUGUACUUUGACUACGACACUGUCAAGAAAGAACGCACAAACUACGAGUCCGCAACCACCUUCUGGGCAAUGUGGGCCGGUCUCGCAUCCCCAGCCCAAGCCGCAGCCCUCGUUUCCAAGGCUCUGCCACGCUUUGAGGCAUUCGGCGGUCUUGUCUCCGGUACGGAGGAGUCUCGCGGUGCUACCAGUUUGAAGCGCCCAAACCGACAGUGGGAUUAUCCCUACGGCUGGGCGCCGCAGCAAAUCCUUGCCUGGACUGGUCUUCUCCGCUACGGGUACCAGGAAGAUGCUGAGCGGUUGGCGUAUAAAUGGGUGUUCAUGAUCACUAAGGCCUUUGUUGAUUUCAACGGCGUUGUCGUCGAGAAGUAUGACGUCACCAGGCCUAUUGACCCGCACCGGGUUGAUGCCGAGUAUGGUAACCAGGGCACAGACUUCAAGGGCGCUCCCCGUGAAGGGUUCGGCUGGGUCAACGCCAGUUACGUCUACGGAUUGGAAAUUCUCAAUGCCCAUAUGAGGCGCUCUCUGGGAACCAUCACUCCGUAUGAGACGUACCACAAGGCAGUUGUGGCUCAGGAUGCCUACUAG